This is a messenger RNA of Tupaia belangeri chinensis (Chinese tree shrew), 1731 nucleotides long. It is a transcript of the gene PPOX, whose product is annotated as protoporphyrinogen oxidase. The transcript has 13 exons. The coding region runs from base 257 to 1708 and encodes 483 amino acids. Gene Ontology annotation, cellular component: mitochondrial inner membrane. The record is from RefSeq and is a predicted model, not a curated record. Gene Ontology annotation, biological process: heme biosynthetic process. Gene Ontology annotation, molecular function: protoporphyrinogen oxidase activity, oxygen as acceptor. NCBI's taxonomy places the organism in Eukaryota, Metazoa, Chordata, Mammalia, Scandentia, Tupaiidae.
GCCGCGAGAAUAGAGUGGACGGAGACUCGAAGAGACCUAAAGGGCUGGGGGCGGAGGUACCGACCUUCCUCGCACGGCGUGCGAAGAGGCGCCCCGGGACUCUGGCCCCCGGCUCUCCGCCCGCGGCCUGUGAGGGCAGAUAGCGUGGGCGAGGCCCUUAUCUGCCACCCCGCGGGGCGCCGGCGAGGGAGGCCUUACGACCCCGUUCUCCUCCCUCGUUUUUCUCUCGUUCCUCCCCUUCGCCGGUGGCUUCCCGAUGGGCCGCACCGUGGUCGUGCUGGGUGGAGGCAUCAGCGGCUUGGCUGCCUGCUACCACCUGAGCCGGGCCCCCCGCCCCCCUAAGGUGGUCCUGGUGGAGGGCAGCCCGCGUCUGGGAGGCUGGAUCCGCUCAGUCCAAGGGCCGGAUGGUGCCAUCUUUGAACUCGGCCCUCGGGGCAUUCGGCCGGCGGGAGCCCUGGGAGCCCGGACCCUGCUCAUGGUUUCCGAGCUUGGCUUGGACUCGGAAGUGUUGCCUGUCCGAGGGAACCACCCAGCGGCCCUGAACAGAUUCCUGUACGUAGGCGGCGCCCUGCACGCCCUCCCCACCGGCCUCAGGGGGCUGCUUCGCCCGUCGCCUCCCUUUUCCAAACCUCUGUUUUGGGCAGGGCUGAGGGAGCUGACCCAGCCCCGGGGAAAAGAGCCUGAUGAGACUGUGCACAGUUUUGCCGAGCGCCGCCUUGGACCUGAGGUGGCGUCUCUAGCCAUGGACAGUCUCUGCCGAGGAGUGUUUGCAGGCAACAGCCGGGAGCUCAGCAUCAGGUCCUGCUUUCCCAGUCUCUUCCAAGCUGAGCAAACCCACCGUUCGAUAUUACUGGGGCUGCUGCUGGGGGCAGGACAGAGCCCACAGCCAGACUCAGCACUCAUUCGCCAGGCCCGGGCUGAGCGCUGGAGCCAGUGGUCACUGCGUGGAGGGCUGGAGAUGUUGCCUCAGGCUCUUGACACCCACCUGACUAAUAGAGGAGUCAAUAUUCUGAGAGGCCAGCCUGUGUGCCGGCUUAGCCUCCAGGCAGAAGGGCGCUGGAAGGUGUCUCUAGGGGACAGCAGUCUGGAGGCUGACCAUAUUAUUAGUGCCAUUCCAGCUUCAGCACUCAGUGAGCUGCUCCCCGCAGAGGCCGCACCGCUGGCUGGCGUGCUGAGGACCAUCUCUGCCGUGUCAGUAGCUGUGGUGAACCUGCAGUACCGAGGAGCCCGGCUGCCUGUCCAGGGAUUUGGCCAUUUGGUGCCAUCCGCAGAAGACCCAGGUGUCCUGGGAAUCGUGUACGACUCAGUUGCUUUCCCUGAGCAGGACGGGAGUCCCCCUGGCCUCAGAGUGACUGUGAUGCUGGGAGGUUCCUGGUUACAGACACUGGCAGCCGGUGGGGCCUUGUCUCAGGAACUGUUCCAACAGCAAGCACAGGAAGCAGCUGCCACACAGUUAGGACUGAAGGAGCCCCCAAGUCACUGCCUGGUCCAUCUCCACAAGAACUGCAUUCCCCAGUACACAGUAGGCCACUGGCAAAAACUGGAGGCAGCUAAGCAAUUCCUGGCUGCUCAGAGGUUGCCCCUGACACUGGCCGGGGCGUCCUACGAGGGGGUUGCUGUCAACGACUGCAUAGAGAGUGGGCGCCAGGCGGCCUUCAGUGUCCUGGGCACUGAGCCCCACCCCGACCCCCACACCCUACAACCGUGAGAAUAAAAGCUGCUGGAGCCUGA